This is a messenger RNA of Endocarpon pusillum Z07020, 1458 nucleotides long. RefSeq lists its product as uncharacterized. NCBI's taxonomy places the organism in Eukaryota, Fungi, Ascomycota, Eurotiomycetes, Verrucariales, Verrucariaceae. The record is from RefSeq and is a predicted model, not a curated record. The transcript is spliced from 2 exons. Bases 1 to 1458 code for a protein of 485 amino acids.
AUGGCCCUGGCCGUGAACGCAGACUGGAACAACACGAUCAUAUAUGGCACAGACGGACGCUGUAAUGGCCUUGAAGCUGCUCAGUGUAGCUUCAGUCGAGGCGGCCUGUUCAACGAUACCCUUUCCACCACCUGGGAAAAUCCUCCCACACCCUCUGCUGCCGAGUUUCGUCCAGCAGAUGGAGGCACGUUGAGCGCGGCAGCUUUCGGCGCCGACACGAUCAUCCUCAGCAACACAGCAGGCGAGUUGACGGACUUCACAUUCUUCACCCCACGCUCUGGUGACCUUCCGCAGUCAGGUCUCGGUUUAGGACGCAACAGCACUUUCUUGGAUAGUCUAUUCAGUGCUGGCAAGAUAGCGUCCCGCACAUGGUCACUCUUCUGGGGCUUGGAAGGCGGCGACCAUGCCGAUACCGCGGAUGGGUCUUUGACGCUUGGCGGCUACAACAUGGCUAAAACCACUGAACCCAAUAUCACCCAGCCAUUCAGUUCACUUGCGGAUAUGACUCAAUGUCCAAGCAGCAUGAUAGUCUUCGUCACAGAUAUCCAGGUCAAGCACUCCAACGGGACAUCCAUCUCGCUCUUCGGGGAUGGAAAAGGCAAUGCUUUGCGAACUUGCAUCAAGCCAGAUAUACCACUUAUCACAUUCCCCAGCGACAUCUGGAACGCCUUCAAAGCAGCCAUCGGUGGUACCUAUAUCGGGCCGAGCAACAGCUACAAACUGUGGGGGAUGAGAUAUGCAACCCAAGACAUCUUCGACGGCGACCUUCAGUUUGUCCUCAGCUCCGGACUUGAGCUGACAGUGCCAAACAGCCAAUUCGUGGUGCCAGACGUACAGGUUGAUAAGGCGGGACAAAUGCAGAUUCCCAACGACACCAUCAAAGAAAUCCUUGUCUACAACCUGGAGGAUAGCAAUGUGAAUGACAUGCCACUACUCGGCCAGGUCUUUCUGACCUCAGUAUACAUGCAUGUUGACAACGAGCGGGAGCAGUUUACCCUGUGGCAGGCCAACCCGACGGCCGACGAAGAUCUCGUCGCUGUUCAAAGCACAAGCGUGAGUGUCUGCAACUCUACCACGCCAAAUUUAGUGGGGAAUGGAACACCCUCUGCGUUGCCCAAAAAGCCCCCUUCGACAGGUGCGAUCGCAGGCGCAGUCCUGGGGCCUGUCUUCGUCAUUGCUCUAGGACUCCUCGUUUGGUAUUUCGUCGCACGCCGGAAGAAGGGUCAGUUGCCCAGUACCGCACACCGGCAAUCUCUGCUGCACGAUACCCACAAAGAGAUGGUAUCCGCCGGCUAUGGUCCUAGACUUGCGUACGAGAAUGCCUGGCAGUCUCAUCAGCUUCAUGGAACAUCCAAGCCGUUAGAGCCGCAUGAAGUCGGAGGGGCUCAAAUCCACGAGAUGCAUCCAGAUUAUGUGUCGCCUCGGUAUGAACUCUAUGGUAGUGCCAGCAGCAUAUGA